UAGCCAAGUCCCUUAGUCAAUCCCUUACCUAAUACAGGCUCUAGGCAUAACGCGAGACCACUAAUCUAUCCAUACAGCGUUUCUCUUUCGACCCCGACAGUGUUCGUUUCAUACAUACAUAGUAGUUAUUGAGGGUGGGAAGGUGUCGACCUCGCAUAGCCCUACAACCUCAUUAGGAAGUCAGCUCUUAGGCAGACCAGAUAUGCAGGACAGAUUGUGACGGCGCCGGCUCGUCAGUUAUCCCGUAGGAUGGUACGGGCGAGUAGGUGAUGGGUCGGAGUUGUGCGAACUGAUCGGUUUAGUGGUACGGCACGUAUUGAUAGUUAGGUAGAGGGAAUAAGAGCAUUGAAAUGUGAUAUGUCGACGGACUAUCUCGGUAGCAUGGUGAGUAGUAUUUAAUGAUGAGUUUCAACCCUCUCUAGUUGCUGCCAUAUUCUCAUCGUCAUCACCAUCACCACCAUCAUCUUAUUCACAUCCCAACACAACUACUAUCAACAACGAAACAAACCCACAAACCCGAUAACCUCUAAAACCACCCACCAUGGCCCCCGUAACCGAGCUCGUCCUCUCCACCCUCAAACCCGGCGUCUCGGCCGAGUCCCUGUACCCCAUCUUCGCAACCCUCAAAUCGCAGCCGGGCAACACCGCCGUCCGCGCCGCGCCCCCCUCCGAGGACCCCUCGCAGAUCCGGCUCUUCAUCGACUGGGACGACAUCGCCGCGCACCAGGCCUUCCGCGCCACCGACGCGUACAAGUCGUACCUGGGGCAGCUGGCGCCUUACGUGACGACGCCCACGCAGAUCAUGCACGCGGAGCUCACGCCGUUCCCGCCCGUGGUCCUGGAGAAGAGCCCGUCGACCGAGUUCCUGCUCCUGUAUAUCGACCCCGACGAGGACGAGGCGAAGGUCCUGCAGGCGGGGAAGACGCUGGCGAGAGGGUUGACGGCGGACGGGAUUAAGGGGACUACGGGGCUCAGCGCCGUCGGGUUGACCGUGGAGAAGGACGUCGAGUAUAAGGGCGAGAAGGUCAGGGUUAUGGUCAUGCUGCUUGGGUGGGAGAGCGACGAGGCGCAUAGAACGGCGAGCGCUACGGAUCCCGCGUUUAAGGCGGCGCAGGUGGAGUUCCAUGAGGCGAUUCCGGACCUCAAGGGCUUUAAGAUCGAGCAUGUUGCUGCUAAGGUUUUGUGAGCUGUGAUAUGCGAGAUGUGAAAAGGCGGGAUAGGUAGAGAUGGGAUAGGGUUAGGUAUGGGUUUAGAGAUAGGUUAGGUCGGAUUGAAUGAAUAUAGGCGUUCUUUUCCUUGCGGAUAUUACCUGUUCUACUUGACAUUGCUCCGUGAUG
Molecule: messenger RNA, 1337 nt
Organism: Annulohypoxylon truncatum
Lineage: Eukaryota; Fungi; Ascomycota; Sordariomycetes; Xylariales; Hypoxylaceae
Exons: 1
Coding region: 542-1186 (214 amino acids)
Source: RefSeq, a predicted model, not a curated record